This is a messenger RNA of Menidia menidia (Atlantic silverside), 2304 nucleotides long. The record is from the annotation of a GenBank genome assembly. NCBI's taxonomy places the organism in Eukaryota, Metazoa, Chordata, Actinopteri, Atheriniformes, Atherinopsidae.
AUGAGGCUGCCCCGUAGCAUCCAGACUCCGCUGGACGGGAAGUUUAGUCUGUCUCAGCACGGCCGCCUGUCAGUGCAGAUUAGCCCUAAUGUGUCACUGUCAUGGGAGAUUACAAGUGCAGUGCUCUGGAGAGCAUCACUGUCAGAGGAUGAAGGCACCCCCCUGUUGGUGAGGAGCAGCAGUGACUCAGCUCUCGGUCCCCAAACCACUGAGACCCAACCCCCCUUCACCGAAGACAGCACAGGGAUGCGUUUUGGUUCCUCGCUGAGCUCAGGAUCCACUCUUCUUCCCGGUCUUAAAGCUGCUGAACUGCAGGAGACGGAUAUUUCAGAUCCAGAGAUCAGGAGGAAAGCAGCAGCUGUGGAGGUGCCAGAAGGACCUCCCCUCAUGAAGCGCGGCACUCUCCAAAUGUCAGUCAGCGACAGCCUAACGGGGCAGCUGUUCUCUGUGUGUUCUCUGCAGGCCGUGAGUCCGGCUGGGGAGAGGCCUGCAGCGGGGGACUGCGCCCACACCAGACCCCCCCCCACCACCGGCCUGACCAGAACGGUGGAGAUCCUGGGCGAGGACAGUCCUCUGGGGAUCCACGUGGUUCCCUACUGCUCGUCGCUCAGUGGACGGUCUCUUGGAUUGUAUAUCCGUGGAGUGGAGGAGGAGAGUCGUUCAAAAAAGGAGGGUUUGUUUCAAGAGGAUGAGUGCAUCGUAAAGAUCAACAACACUGACCUCAUGGACAAAACAUUUAACCAAGCUCAGGACCUGUUUCGAUCGGCCCUGCACUCCCAGCUUGUCUGUCUGGAAGUGGUGCCCUCCUCCAACAGAGACCGAUACGAGAAGAGUCUGAUCGGCCAGCUGUUCGGAAGCAGCUCUGGCCCCAACAGCAGCCCCCAAACCUCCAAAGCCAAAGAGCCCCCUCCACCUGUCAAAGCCAAACCAGUGUUUAAGCCCCCGGCCAGCGCGAGCACACAACCAGCAGAGGAACCAGCUUCUGAGGACGGUGUCUCUAGCCCAAAAGGGAGGAGUGAAAGCCCCCACCUCAGGAAAAGCCCUGCCCUCUCCAAUCUGGUGUCCAAUAAGAAAGGAAGGAGACUGAGAAUCGACUUAAAGAAAGGCUCAGAAGGCCUCGGCUUCACCGUAGUAACCAGGGAUUCGUCAGUGCACGGCCCAGGUCCCAUCCUGGUGAAGAACAUCCUCCCCCGGGGGGCUGCAGUCAGAGACGGACGCCUUCAGUCUGGAGACCGCAUCCUGGAGGUCAACGGCAUGGACAUCGCUGGUGUGUGCCAGGAGGAGCUGGUGUGUAUGCUCCGCGGCACCCGUCAGGGGGACAGCGUGUCUCUGGUGGUCUUGCGGCAGGAAGACAUGUUCCUGCCCAGAGAGAUGAAGGACGAGGUAUCCUCCAUUCCAGGCUUCGUUUUGGAGAACGGGAAGGAACAUCUCAUGUUCGAAGUCCCCCUCAAUGACACCGGCUCGGCAGGACUGGGCAUCAGCCUCAAAGGGAACAAGUCCCGGGAGACGGGGGAGGAUCUGGGGAUCUUCAUCAAUCGCUGCUGGGACGUUCCAAUCACGCUGCCAUGGAAACCCUCCGCCGCUCCAUGUCCCAGGAGGGGAACGUCCGGGGGACCAUCCAGCUCGUGGUGCUGCGGGUUUCCAAGCUCAACCGGCCUCUUGGGGGGGAUGAGUCCUCUGAAAUGUCCAACCGGAUUGGUCAGUCCAGCCUCAGAGUCCAGUCAGCCUCCCCUGGUGACCAACGCCAUCUAUGCCUCCAGUGUGACCAAUGGGAGCAGUUCUUACAUGGACGAAGAAGAGGAGGAGGGGCUGUGCGGACACGUGACCGAGAUCAACCAACCCUCCUGUUUCCAGGACAGGGGGAGCUCUCGCACCGGUUGCCCCGCCCAGCCGCAGGCCCCCAGCCAGAACCAGCGGCAGAUCCAGCACAUCAAAGCCUCCAAGAGCAUGGACCUGGGUACGAGUCCGGGCCAGCCUCCCAAUGUGGCAGAUGAGAGCAACCUGGGACCACAGGAUGGAGGCAGAGCUGCAGCUUCUACUCCGGUGGAACUCGGGCCGACCCUGGGCUUGAAGAAGUCCAGUUCCCUGGAGAGCCUCCAGACGGCCAUGUCAGAGGUCAACCGGAAAAAUGAGCUCCUUCCAUUCCACCGCCCACGCCCAAAUAUGGUCAGGGGAAGAGGCUGCAACGAGAGUUUCCGAGCAGCCAUUGAUAAAUCUUAUGAUGGGCCGGCCGAGGAUGAUGAAGGUAGGAGACAUGAAGUGUGUGUGUUUAAGUUCAUGCACAAGCUGGUGUCACAUGACUGA